GCAGGGUCGGCGAGUUUUCCAGAAAGUGGAGGCGAGAUUGGAGAGGAUUUUUCUCGAGGCCGAGCCUGACGGUCACCGCUCGGAUCAUGGCUGGUGGCUGUCUUUCGAAUUCCUCGGCGAUCGAUCCCAAGUGAGAGUCGCAGAGCGCAGACGGGCCGCGGCCCAGGGCAGCGGCGGCCUCCAUUCCUCCGAGCAUAUGACGGACGUAACAGCACCCUUUGCCAAUUCUUCCGUUCUAUAAAGACGGCCUGGCCAAAUGAAGAUAAUGUCAGACGAUGAUCUCUCCUUGGAUUCAAUGGAUACGGAGGAAGAUAUUUUCAGCCCUCGCAAUCGUGGCCUCGCCAUGACUUCAAGGCGGGUUAAGAACCUGCGAACCCUGCGUUCACAUGUUACUCCGAGCAAUCACAUUACUAGGAAUAAUUUGAGCGUCAGGAGGAGUACGAGAAACAGAAUGCAGACCUACGAUAACCUCAACACUAGUUGGAUUUUAGGCACUCAAACCUUAAAGGGUUACCCGAUGUUCCAGCAACAUGGGUCUUCGUCCGACAAGGAAAUGGUGGAUGAGGUUCCUGAGAGAAAACGCGACCUUAGAGAUAGAAUGCCUCUGAGAUCUCGAGAAAAUCACCCACCGAACAAAACUAGCCCUCGACAUAUCAGAGACCGAGGUGACCAUGUCCGACAGACUAGUCGUGAGCUCAGAGACAGACCAGAACGAGACCUCAGAGACAGAACCGAACAGGAUAGGGAUAUUAAAGAGAUUAAAGAGCGACAAGAUCGCGACAGAGCAGAGAGGAAUCUUAAAGAUAAGAGCGAAACUCGGCCCAAGGCAGAGGUUAGGAUUCCCAACGAAGAUAAGGACCUGAAAUCGGAUAGACGAAAGAGCGACAGUCCUUCGAGGUUAAGGGAAGGUCCGGUGACUAGGCUCUGCGGCAGUACCCUGGGGAAGGACGAAAAACCAAAGGUCGAGCAAGAUGAGGCGGACGAAGAGAGUUCUCAAGAGAGCGAAAAGCCUGGGAAUAACGACAAUUCUGAUAACGAAGAUGGGUACGAAGAUAUGUACACCAGAAUUAAACGCACUCGGAGAGCUACUCAACGUCAGCUGCCGAGGGGUAAAAAAUUAACAGUUGUAGAUAGCGAUCUGAGCGAGUCUUCGGACUCUCCUGGUCCCAGGAAGUAUAGUUUGCGUCAAAAGAAACCAGCCGUUGACAGAUUCCAAGCAAACGUGGAACCUGUUAGGCGAUCCAUUAGAGCCCUUAGGAGCGUUCUUAGUAAUUCUAUGAGGAGACGUAAGCAUAGGAGUAAAAGUACAAGUUCUUCCGACUCCAGUGACUCCGAACCCCAACGUUAUGAUAAGAAGAAGGGCAAAAAGGGAAGACAAUCCGCCAUACCUCAAGGUGGCCCUCCCGAUCGCAAGGCAGAUAUAAACCCAGUUACAUUAGACACCAGUAUCAGAUUCAACGACGUCGGCGGCCUUGAGUCUCAUAUACAUUGUCUCAAAGAGAUGGUUGUUUUCCCCAUGAUGUAUCCCGAUGUGUUUGAUCGUUUCCAUAUCACUCCACCGAAAGGUGUUUUAUUCCACGGUCCUCCAGGCACUGGGAAGACACUGAUUGCUCGGGCCCUGGCGAAUGAGUGCAGCCAAGGGUCCAGGAAAGUUUGUUUCUUCAUGCGGAAGGGCGCUGAUUGCCUUUCGAAGUGGGUCGGCGAAUCGGAGAGACAAUUGAGACUGCUUUUCGAACAGGCUCAGCAGAUGAAGCCGUCCAUCAUAUUCUUCGACGAGAUCGACGGCUUGGCUCCUGUUAGAAGCACCAAACAGGACCAGAUUCACGCCAGCAUCGUUUCCACGCUUUUGGCUCUCAUGGAUGGCCUAAGUGACAGAGGAGAGGUAAUCGUGAUUGGGGCGACUAAUAGAAUAGACGCAAUCGAUCCAGCUUUGAGGAGGCCUGGUCGCUUCGACAGAGAACUAUUUUUCCCUUUGCCAGCCAUGAAGGAGAGACUGGAGAUCCUGAAGAUCCACGUCAGCAAGUGGAAAACCCCGCCGACCGAUCAGCUGUUGGAAUUGCUGGCGGAAAAGGCUACCGGAUACUGUGGAUCGGAUUUGCGGGCUUUGUGCACCGAGGCAGUAUUACAGGGACUUAGGAGAACCUAUCCACAGAUUUAUACGACGAGUAAUAGGUUACUGCUGGACCCUGCGCGCGUUGAGGUGAAGAAACGAGACUUCAUGCAAGCGACCUCCAUUCUUGUACCGUCCGCACAUAGAGUGAAGACUUACGUCGGUAGGAAACUGCAACCGUUCAUGGAACCUCUUCUAGGACCCGCUUUGGAGGAAUUAAUCGGCACCGUUAAGGGAACCUUCCCCCAAGGCGUUAAUCCUGCCAUGGCGAAGAUUAAAACUGCGAAGGGCAUUUACCGGCCGAGGUUACUCAUCUCUGGAGGCAACAUGGCGCAAGGUCAGGGUCCCCGUUUAGCCCAAGCUUUGUUGUACCGUAUGGAACAUCUCCCUGUACAAACCCUCGACGUCAGCACACUCUUCGCCGAAAGCGCAAGAUCUCCGGAAGAGACUUGCGUGCAGGUCUUCAACGAGGCCAGCAGGAAUAUACCGUCCAUUAUUUACAUCCCCUCUAUCGACCAAUGGUGGCCACUCGUUCCGGAAACCGUGAAGGCCGUCUUCUUGUGCUGCAUCCGGUCUCUAGAUCCUCCUCUGCCGAUCUUAACUCUGGCCACGAGCGACACUACGUACGAGAAUCUGCCGGCGCAGCUGAAGAGUCUCUUCAGCGAAUUCCGCAACGAGGUUUACACGGCCAGGAACCCGUCGGAGGAGCAGCGGGCUAAGUUCUACAAGCCCAUCUUCAUGGUACAGAGCUUGAAGCCGCCCCAGAUUAAGGACACCAGAGAAGAGGUCCUUGAACAGCUGCCUCUCGCUCCGGACCCGAUACCAAAGAAACUGACGGACCAAGAGAGGAAGCUACUCUAUGAGAAGGAGGAAGUGUCUCUGAGGGAGCUGAGAAUCUUCCUACGGGAAAUUUGUGCCAAACUCGCCAGGAACAGGCAGUUCUUUAUGUUCACGAAGCCCGUCGAUACAGAGGAGGUGCCGGACUACAAUAUGAUCAUCAAACAGCCCAUGGAUCUGGAGACAAUGAUGACCAAAAUCGACAUGCAUUGUUAUCUUUGCGCCCGAGACUUCCUCGAUGACAUUGACCUGAUCUGUCGAAAUGCUUUGGAGUACAAUCCGGACAGCUUGCGCGAUAGGCCAUCCCUUGGAAUAUUGAAGAGGGACCCAGCAGACAAGCUGAUAAGACACCGCGCGUGUUCGCUGAGAGACAACGCCUACGCCCUGAUAAAGGCCGAGCUGGACUCCGACUUCGAGGACAAGUGCCGAGAGAUCUCGAAGAAUCGGAAGGUAGCCGAGGGCUCCAGGACCCCGACGAAGACCUCGAAGAGCGAGCCAGCACCCGGUGCCGAGAGGGUGGAGAAGAAGGAGCUGGCGAGUCCGAGUGGGACCUCGACGACGGUGAACGGGAAGCGGUUCAGCAGCUCCAGGAAGCGAAGAAUACCAGCCUGGGCGAGGGGCUACGUCAAGAAGAUCCAGAAGAAGAAGAAAAUCGCCCCGGAGGACACCGUGUCCGAGGUCAACGGGAAACCCUGCCUGGGAAACGAGGCCUCGGGUGGCAUCGACCUGGAGAUGUUCCAGGAGUUCGAGACGGAGGCCCACAGCGUCUUGAAUGGGCAUGUCACCCUCUUCGACAACACGGACUCCGACGUCGACUCCCAGAACGAGAACUCCAAGGAGAGCCAUCCGCCCGUUCAGGACGCCAAUCAUCCUGGAGAUAGGCUGGUCGACGAGGAGAGGAGCGAGAGGGGCGACAGGAACGACCCUGAGGAGCAGACCCCCAUGGAGGUUGUUGGGUCCUCUAAUGCUUCCUCCAGGAGGGAGAGCCUCGACGAACUACUGUCCUUUGCUAUCGAGAGCGAUUCUGGACCCCAUGCCUGCGAGGAUGGCGACAAAGUCCUCGUCGACAGGCUUGAACUCGAGGCUGCUUUGUAUAGGACUGUCGAGGAAACCGCCGAUGUUCCUAUCGAGGUGCUCUGCGACAUCUAUGUUCAACUCAGCAGGUGCAUCGGCAGGUACGCCCGCCUCUACGACAGAACGUCACUGCCAAAGGAUUUGCUCAAGGAACUACAGAGGUUUGAACAGUACAAGGUGACGUCGUGCGAGAGGACGUCGCAGCACGCCGCCGACCAAACGGACGUUCCAUAGACACGUUUCCCUAGGCGUUCUCCCUAGGAUCACGGUCGCAAGGAGGACCUUCUUUUGUAUACUCAAUGCGACGAGAGUGGAGAGUCCCGGGUCACCGUUUUCCGCAACUCGGAGCUCGCGAUAACCGCCCUCUCCUUAGAUAAUAACCGUUCGCGAAACUGCCGAUCCCUUAGGUGUAAAUUAGCGCUAGUUAAUGAUCGACUGGCGAUCGAUUUCGGCGAGAGAGUUAACGGGAACCUCUAAAAAGAAAAGCCGGGACCGAAGGCCCCACCUAGGCGGAGAGUGUACAUUCGUUCUAUUUAUACGCAGCGGUCUAGCUCGAUUUUACUCGAUUUUAUUUCCUUUUAUUCCGAGUUUCUAUUCCCCCCCUUUUUUUUUGUUGUUUCGUUUUUCCCGUUCGUCCUUGUCGUUUAUUUUUAUUCUUAUUUUUUUUUUCUAGAAAAACAUUUUAUUUACAAACCGCCGGUGAAGGGGUUCCCUUUUUACGUUACGAUUUUCCCUAACAGAAGGAACUAACGUCUUAACACGACUCUCUCUUCCCUUUCGUCCGUUUCGUUCCUUCGUGGUCCGCUGGCGGCGCUGAUGUUCCGUCUCGCCAGCAUGGCGUUGGUACUCCUGUGUGUUAUUGGUAGAGUCCUUAGUGCGUUGUAUUGCCCGAACCAUAUAACCGAUGAUUACAUUCUCUGGGAAUUUAUGAGAAUUGAAUCUUUUUCUUUUUUUUCUUUUUUUUAAUAACAUUUAUGUUAUUUUCAAUCAUUUCAACUGUGAGGGGUUAUUAUGCCGAGUGCAAAUUAUAAUUGCAUUACUCAUGAUCUUAGCUUUUUAAACUUCCAAUAAGUGGGUAAGCCACGAUUAAUUGGUUAACCUAACCUCAAUUUUUGUACAUCUUGACAAACCCGGAGUGGAGUAAAAUAGAGAUUUACGUAUGGUAGGAAGAGGCGUGUAGAUACGUUUAUGCACGCGUGUAGACGUGUAUAGACGUAUAUAAACGUGUAUAAACCUAUAUAAACGGGUACCAUGGGUAAGGCAAAGAACACAUGCAAUUUGCUACAUAUCGCCAAAAAAUUAACCCUUUUAACUGCGGAGGGCUGAAAAAAAAAAGAAUACGCCAAUCGAGCAACAUAAUGUUAAUAAACAAGUAACAUUUAGGCGCUCUUUGCAGUCAAAGGAUUAAGAAACAUGGUUACAGUGCCGCCGUCAAUUGGCUAACCUCUAAAAAGCGUGCAUACAUGCCAGCGCCACCUGGUUACUUUACUUCCAAGUUCAGGGACGACAAAGUUGCGGUAAUUGAUAUCUCCGUUUCUUUAGGUCCACCUAGUGACUCGCGUAAAAUUAAAUGACGUCUUUUUACUGUUUAUAAUUUACCUAGUAAAGACGUUUUUUAAUGUUAUAACUAGUUAACUGCGUAUGCGUCGAAGCAGAACUGCAUUUCGCUAAAUCCUGCGGUGAACUGGAUAAAAGUGGGGUUAUGAGUACCUGCUACGGAGUACACCCAGCGCCGCCUGGAAGACGGAACACGAAUGACUAAUUUAUUUCAUUAACCAAAGCUUAAUUAGAAGGAGAAAGAGAGAAAUAGAGCUCACGUUGAGCCUCGGGCCUAGGGACAUGGAGAUGGGGCGGUCGGACGCGAUUGUGAAUGAAAUACCUCUGUAAAACUGGGAUAAGUUAGUGUAAUAACGAGUAGCUUUGUAAUCUAGGGAAAGCGCGCUAAUUGGGAGUCCCUCUGGUUGAAUCUUUCCUGCUCGCGAGGUUAUGUCCGAGAGAGGCCUCGAUUUAAGGACCUGAUUAAGCGAGUCGGCCAUCUUGGAUUGCGUCAUCCGACGCCUAAAAAAUUGACAACGGGCAUUUAGCCACAUUUUUUAUAUUUCGGUUGAUGUAAAAGUGUCACAAUGUUCAGUUGUAGUGUAAAAUCUGCCAGUCAGACUGCAUUUACAAUAUAUUGUGUUUACUAUCGAAUUGUUAUGUCGGAGUCUAAAGGUGGCGUGAAUGUAAAUUGCGCAGAAUACGCACUAGCAAUUUCACCCGAUUUCCUGGCCUCUGGCGUUAAAAUUCAAUAUGGCCGAUUCGCUUUUACUGGGCAUUUAAGGUGGUAUAAAAGUGCCGUCUGAGGGAUCUUGUUUAUAACUUUUCUCUUAACUGGGUGUGCUGAUUCGUUAAAAAUUUUGCUACGUGGAUAUGAAGGCCCGAAGGAAGGUUCGGGCGGCCAUGCAAUUUCAAUUUUCUUUCUCGUUUAUUUAUACUAAUUUUUUUGAAACACUUGAAUUAAAUUGAAAUUCCCAGUGUCGAAACCUUUAUCAGGGCUUCCUUAUUGACGUGGUGAAAUUUUAAAUAAUUCGAUACACCCUAUUCAAAGAAUAAUUACAUAAAGGAUUCCUCAGAUAUCACUUUUAUAUCGCCUUAAGGGGAUAUAAAAGUAGCGUCUGAGAGGUAUCAUUCACUUUUUCUUCGAACUGAAUUUCCAGAAACAUUUAAAAUUUCAACACAUCGUUGCGAAGGCCCUAAGGGAGGUCCCGACACUCAUAAAAUUUCAUUAUUCCAUCUCAUUUAUUUAUAAACAUUUGAACAAAUCUUGAAAUCUCCAGUGUCGAGACCUUCAUCAGCGCUCCCAUGUUCACAUGAUGAAAUCUCAAUGAAUUCGGUACACCCAAUUAAAAAAAAAAGUUACAUAAAUGAUUAAUUCCUCAGAUAUCACUUUCAUAUCGCCUUAAGUCAUUAUCAGGACGCGAAAUAUUUCCGCGUUCCUCCACGGCGAAGCGAGGACGAUCCCGAGGGACGUCUCACUGGCGAGGGAUAAGUUACCACACGUUGAAAAUAGGAAAAGUCCGUUAGUUUAUUUUCUAGGGCGAGAAAGCUUGUCGGCGGCGUUUCUCCCCCCUGUCCGAAUUUUCUUCUUUCUUUUCCGUUUUUUCUCCGCCAUUUCUAUCUUCGUAAUCCGAGGAAGGCGAAGAAGUAUUGAUCUCUCCGUAGCGUGCGAGAACAACCUUUCUCAUCCUUUUUAAAUUCUUUUCUCGUGAAAGAAACGUCCCGAUCAUUGGUAAUCGCUUAGGGAGAAGAUUGUAGUCGCUUAGGAAUCCUCAUUAAAAAAGAAAAGGAAAUUAAGAAAGACAUUAGGCUCGUAAUUCAAGCAGCGGCUUGCGAAUCGUCGCGUCGUUGCGUCACAACUUCAGGCCCGCGUUCGAAAUGCGCGCCUUAGGCGAAUUUUUUAGGUUUAAGGUGUUAUGAAAGGGUCUGCCUAUAUAUAUCGAGAGGUCAAAUAGUUCGUUAAAGUAUUCUAAUUCGGCUUUCGCGGGAAAUUUCAGUGUUUGUAGCGAAAUUCGUUUAUCUAUCAUGGACUAGAACCAACAUGGCGUCGUCCGUCGUCAACGUGGCGUGGUCUGCGCACGUUUAUGAUGUUUUACGCCUUUUCAGGACUUAGAAUCGAAAAUUAAGAGUUCCUGGACCUGGCUCGAACAAUUUAGAAUAUUAUAGACAUGCAAUGUUACGGAGUCAGGUGGGAAGAUAUGGGAAAUACUUAAAGGGACGAUUGAAAGAGAAGGCUGUCUUGGAACGCGGGUAAGGCGUUUUCAAACCGAAACUUUAGUUCCCGCUAAACGUCGCAGAUGGCGCCGUGGGUCCGUUAGAGUAUUAAAAAUCAUAAAUCCUCGGGAUUUCGACAGUUUUACUACAUUCUCUUUAUAAUCGUUUUAUUUAAAUGACAUGUGAAGGGCCAUUUUGCAUAAUUCUUCAUGUAGAGUGCAACGAACAUCUACAUAAAUGUAAAUCUUGGUAACGUGGCGCGUCAGAUUACGUUAUCACUUGAAUAUCCAAAAUGGCGUUAUCACCAUAAAGUGUACAGAUGAAUUUCACUUAAUCGACGUCGAUUUAUAUAUCAUGACCCUUUCAUUACACCUUAAAGCGACGUUGCUAAUUAGGAAACAAUUAGCGCGGCCAUUCGAGGGUUUACGAAUUACAUUUUCAGGAAUCGAGACGCGAUGUGCGACAUCUACCGACUAAGUACACUGGGAGACAUCAAUGCCCUCCCAUCCUGCACAGGCGAUGUCGUACCUGCAGG
Molecule: messenger RNA, 8306 nt
Organism: Orussus abietinus
Lineage: Eukaryota; Metazoa; Arthropoda; Insecta; Hymenoptera; Orussidae
Product: ATPase family AAA domain-containing protein 2
Exons: 16
Coding region: 257-4255 (1332 amino acids)
Biological process (GO): positive regulation of transcription by RNA polymerase II
Cellular component (GO): nucleus
Molecular function (GO): ATP hydrolysis activity; chromatin binding; histone binding
Source: RefSeq, a predicted model, not a curated record